Messenger RNA from Leptosia nina, 282 nucleotides. The record is from the annotation of a GenBank genome assembly. NCBI's taxonomy places the organism in Eukaryota, Metazoa, Arthropoda, Insecta, Lepidoptera, Pieridae.
AUGCAUUGCAAAAAGAAUAUACAGGAAGUAAGUAAAGGAGCAAAAAAAGUAGCAAGAGAUAUAAGCACACAUCAAAACUAUGCAUCCCAAAUAAGCACCGCUCUCGUACUCGCAAGUGGCGCGGGCGCAUCGCGAAGUAUAAUGAAUGUGGGCUCAUCGCGAGCCCGACGCGUACCCGAGCGCUAUCGAGCUGUCGAUCUGCAGGUGAAAUUCCGAAGCCUAAUAAGUCGCCCGGUCUCAUUUGUGUCUCGAAAAAAGGACACAGAUAAAGGAGACGGCUGA